Molecule: messenger RNA, 5633 nt
Organism: Rhinolophus ferrumequinum (greater horseshoe bat)
Lineage: Eukaryota; Metazoa; Chordata; Mammalia; Chiroptera; Rhinolophidae
Gene: BMF
Product: Bcl2 modifying factor
Exons: 4
Coding region: 1035-1721 (228 amino acids)
Biological process (GO): positive regulation of apoptotic process; apoptotic process; negative regulation of autophagy
Cellular component (GO): myosin complex
Source: RefSeq, a predicted model, not a curated record
GAGAGAGAGAGAGAGAGAGAGAGAGAGACCAGAUUUUAGCCCUUGUCGAAGUUCAGAGUAUCUGGCUACUGCCUUCUCCGAGGAGGAGUCUAAGUUCAGCAUCCCUGUUAAGAGUCCUUAGGGGCUGGGAUGGCUCCGGCGAGCUUUAGUCCCCCUUGCUAGCAAUAUAGCCUACCCUGGCCGUGCUCUCAGCAAGUGUUCCCCUCCUACCAGUUUGGACAUCACCCCUUUUGCUCAGGUCAGUUUACACUUGACCUUGCCCAGCACCCCACUGGAAGCGCCCACCUGCAGUUCCUGUGGAGAGUGGGACGGGUCCCCGUCCGCCCCCCCCACCCCCUCCCGCCGUGGCAGAGCCACACCCUCUGGCUGCACCUCCCCCACCGUCCAGUCCAGGCUUGGGGUUGAACUUUGGGGCUUUGCUGGGAGGGGGAUGGGGAGGUGACGGGCUUCAAAGGAAGAACCAAGACAAUGACUCCUGCUUGUGAUUGGCUUUGGAGGGUCCCUUCUUACGUUGGGAUCGCCAGCUUGCUGAGAGGAGGUUGAAGGGCUGGAGGGGAGCCCCUGCCAGUGACUGGCAGGACAGCCUUUCCUUUAAGCGGGAAACUUUGUUUCCUGGUGCUGAUAAGCUGGAGUUCUCCCACCCCACGCCUCCUUUGGGAAACACUAUUGAAAGAACACCAGGUGCCUGUUUUGCCAUCCAAGUAGGCAUCUCCUCACUCUCCAGGGAUGAGGGCAGAGAUAGGACCAUAGAUAGUUCCAGGAAUAGAUGGGAUGGAGGGGGUUGAAACAAGCACCUCAGAGACAGCUUGCAUUUAGGAAAGCCAGGAUUUCUGAAUUUAACCGGGAUUUCUUUAAGUACUUUACCAACCCACAGACCCUUUGGCUUGCUCUUCAAAGGCAAGAGACUGGGAGACAGAAUUCCCAGGGAAUCUAAUAGAAUCUGGCAGUGACAAACAUUGUCUCUCUGUAUCCUUAACCUAUUCAGGUGGUUGUUGCUUCUGGCUGCCCCAGGGGCCUUGAGGGGUUCCUAGUGUAUGUGUGUAGGGGUCUGGGUUCGGAUCUCAAGAUGCUGGAUGGCUCCAAGCUCAGACUUCCAAGAGCCAACAAGUGGAGCAAGAACUUCUUUAUUACCAAGAAACUCAUCAACAACCUGUAUAGCCAGGGAGAUGGAGCCGCCUCAGUGUGUGGAAGAGCUGGAGGAUGAUGUGUUUCAGCCAGAGGAUGGGGAUCUGGGGACCCAGCCUGGGAGCUUGCCCUCUGCUGACCUGUUUGCUCAGAGCCAGCUGGACUGCCCCCUCAGCCGUCUGCAGCUCUUCCCUCUCACCCACUGCUGUGGCCCUGGGCUGCGACCCACCAGCCAGGAAGACAAGGCCACCCAGACGCUCAGUCCAGCCUCCCCAAGCCAGGGUGUCAUGCUGCCUUGUGGGGUGACUGAGGAACCCCAGCGACUCUUUUAUGGCAAUGCUGGCUACCGGCUCCCUCUCCCUGCCAGUUUCCCUGCAGGCUUACCUCUUGGCGAGCAGCCCCCUGAAGGGCAGUGGCAACAUCGAGCAGAGAUACAGAUUGCCCGAAAGCUUCAGUGUAUUGCAGACCAGUUCCACCGGCUUCAUAUGCAGCAACACCAGCAGAACCGAAAUCGGGUGUGGUGGCAGAUCCUCCUGUUCCUACACAACCUCGCUUUGAAUGGAGAUGAGAACCGGAACGGGGCAGGUCCCAGGUGAGGCUGGGCUGCCCUCUUCGAAAGGGGCAUCACAGGAAGGACAUCAGCGAGGACUGACUCUGUGUCUUGUGAAGUGGUUUUUUUUUUUGUUUUGUUUUUAUUUUAAAAGUUUAUCUCUGUGUACAUAAGACAUACCCAAGGGGGACCUCUUUCCCUGUUCGGGGCCUCCACCAGGAAUGGGGGCCUUUGUCAAACACUGUUGAAGUAGAGGUUGAUGUGUCUGUGACGGUGGGACCUCCUAAGGGCUCUGAUGAGCAGAUUCUUCAGUCAACAGUUGUCGAAGAUGACCAGGUAGUAUGUUCUCUGGCAAGUGGACUAUAGUUUUCCCACAGGAACUCGGUUAAGAAAUAGACUGGAUUAUUAGAGUCCUGGUUCUGCCAAACGUAUCAGCCUUCACCGUGGAGGGGACCGAGAUCCGGAUGGUCACACUGCUUUAACCCACCAGGGCCUUGGCCAGGGGCUUUCCAGCUGAGCACGGCAACUUCACCAGGCCGGUCAGCCUAUAUCUGGGUUCUCAUUUGGCCCAUCCAGUGCCUGCCCCAAGGGCUCAGGGAUUCUUGUCCAGCCCCUGUCAUCUCCAGCAGACCUCAGGGAGGGUUGGGUUUCUCCAAGGACCCCUCAAACAUGCCGCAAAAUGAACCAAACUUCUGGGUAGGUCUCAAAACUGACUUGGUCCCACUUGGAUGCCCCAGGAUUGGUCCUGAGGUACAGAGAACCACUGCCACCUCUGGCUUCCUGGAACUGGCUGGGUGUGAGCCAUGGAUGAGGCAAAUAGCCAAUCAAUGUGCUGUCACCAGCAGCGUGUACCUUGUCAGCUCUUCUCUCCAAAGACCCAGCAACAGACUGUAUUCCACUGCCAGUAUCAGCUCUCUAGGGCAUGCAGGGGCAGGAUUACAGUGGGACUGGGAAAUGUGGCCAUCCCACCUGUAAGAGUCAGCCUUAGAGGAACCCAGACCCCUUGGUUUCCUUGGAAACAACAUACCUCCUCCCCCUUACCCCCAUUCCUUUUUCACACCUAGUAUGAUACAGGAAGAAGCCAGCACAGUGGCUUUGUCAGCUGAAAUGUGUCUUUUAGAGUAACAGACAAUGAUUAAGAGUGCGGAACCGGCAAAGCUGGGUACACAUUUCCUGUCUUCCUUCAGCUUCCAGCUAGGCCAGAAGGGUGUGCUCUGGAACUCAGCAGGAUUACAGCUGCCUCUGAACUUCUUCCUUUCUCUCCCUGCUGUGGCGCGAAUGGAGAGAAUUUGAAACAGCCAGUCUGCCAGCUCUGAGAGCAGACCCAGGGAAUCUGAAAAGACAUAGGGAUUCUGGUUAACAAAACCUAUUAACCAGUCACCUAGAAAUUAAAUGGUAAUAUUUGCAUAUGUAAGAAAAGAUGACGUUGGUGCUACUGUUACGCCAUGCCCAAGGGAAGCAACACCCAAAGUAGAGAUGGCUUUCCUGGGCAGAGAAGACCCCAGGGCUACCCAAGGAAAUGGGAGGAGUCCAGAGUAGACUCUCAAAUCUGAAGAAGCCCGAGCUCCUCCAAUUCUACAAAGAGGUCUUCAGUACUGUUAAAGGAAGCAUUAAUCUUCUGCAUGUACAGUUGGGCGGGUUGUUCACUGCGCAAAGGCACCUGCAGAGGAAGAUAAUGGUGGCUAAACUCCAGCUGGUGCUCUGCUCACUAAAUUGUAUGCCCUGGUUUAGGGCUAUGUCUGUCCAGAAGAAGGGGUGCCUUUCCUAAUUUGCACAAAGGCGCCGUGUGGGCUCACAGUAGCCCUGAGGAGAAGGACCUCAAACUGUGCAUAAGCCUUUGUUUUGUUUUGCUUGGAUGUUCUGGAGGUAUUACCUCUUCUUGGCCAGAAUUAUAUUCUCAGGGUGUGUACCAUGGUUUGUCUGCUAAGAAGAUGGGUUCCCGCUUAUAAGGAGGAGCCCAGGGAACAGGCAUGAAGACUGGCUCUGGGACAUGCUGACCGUUGUGAAAUCCAGCCUUCCCUGCGUGUCUCCGCAUGAUGUGCAUAAGACAUGUGUUUUCUCCUCUCCUGGACCAAGGCUGUGAUGGGCAGGCUGCUGGUAUAUGCUUGAGUGGAACACACAAGAAAACCAGGAUUAUUUCUACCAACCAUUUUUAACCUCUCUUGGCGGACUUUCCACCUGAGCUGAGUGAGAGCAAAUAAAUGGUCUAAACUUUGGUGCUGAGGUAAAGCCGUGAGCUUCAGGGACCCAGCGAGGCCCAGGAGGAAUGCCCUGUGGCCUGUCCUGAGAACUGAGCCCAGAGUCUGACAAGCCCACCUAAACCUCAAGCCUAGUUCUCUGUGCAGCCGAGAACUAACUCACUAUCCUAAGAAAGCCAGGGCAAAACUUCAAACCUCCCUCCUUUCCCCUCCACCAGAAACCCAGGAGGUAACUGGCAGAAUAGCCCCAGGAGGGAGAGAGGCUCCUCCUGGCUGGCUGUUUUUAAUUGGCCUAGGGAUCUAGACCAGCCCCUUCCCCCUGCUGCCUGUAGAAUUGGUCUGAACAUUCCUCAAGUCCAGCCUCAGGAGACAAGUCCGUCCCAGUGGGCCCCCUCACCCCACCCCCCACCCCCAGAGGCUUGGCUGUCUCCAGUGAGGGGGUGGAGAAUCAGAUUUAGAGGGAGGGAGAGUCUGACCUGGGUCCUGACCUGUAACCAGCUGAAGACUUGUGGAGCUUUUGUGGUUUGCUGGGGGGGGGGGGGGGGGGGGGGAUUGGAAACCUCCCUCCCCAGUGUAGAAAUGCCCUGGAGGAAGGGAAGCCUGCCAUUCAGGAUCAGAAGAGGCCUUCCAACUCUGAACUCUGGGGUUCUGGAAGCUGUAGGCAGAACUGGGAGAGUACCCCCCAAGCCAGACAUCUGACUCCCCAAGCCAAUUGGAGGACUGGGUCUGGCCUCUGCCUUUGCCUGCUUCAAAGUCUGGGCUACUGGAGAGCCGCCCCCGUGGCCUCUUGCUCAAUCUGAGGCAGAUAGUUUACCUCCCAGUGACCUCUCCCAGCCCCUAGGGGAGUGGGUCUGUGUCCAGAGCUUAUGUGGCAGGCAUGUUCCAAAUGUUCCGAGGGGCCCAGCUGAUUUGUCUCACUGUCCCCAGCAGCCAGCUCUGUCUGAGGGUGGCUCUGGCCCGGGCAUGGCAAGGAGGGGUUGACUGGGAUGGUUCAGCCAGGGCCUCCAUCCACCCGAAGUCUUCUGGGAAGGAGGCUAGGCAGCCACUUGACUGUCCUGGUCAGCAAGGAGCACACUUGAAAGCUUGUUUUCUUGGGGGGACUUGGUGAAGAGAGGAUAAGGAGAGGGGAGAGCAGCAGAAGCAGGAAAAUUCAGUUGCCAUGGCUCUCAGGGCUUCUGCAAAGCUGUAGGGUCCCUCUGUGUGUGUGUGGAGGGGGCAUCCUUGGUGGCAGGCCACCCUGGCGGACUUGUUCCAGGAAGGGAUUAACCUAUCAGCCUGUGAAGCUUUCUGGGGGUACUGGGCAGUGGGCACCUCAGGGCUGGGGAGGACGGAGAGCCUUGAAGGAGUGGCAGGGAAAUCCAAGCUCUUCCGUAGAUGUGCCAGCCUGCAGGCUGGAGGUGCUCGGAGCCUGUGCAGGCUCCCGGUACACACUACCCCUCUCUGUGCAGGGGGCCAGUGCCUCUCCCUGCUCUGUGAGCGUUGCUCAGCGGGCCACCCCAUCCCUGGGUCCUGUCAGGGGCUGUCAGGGGAGACCCAGUGAGAAUGUAGCAUUUUGUUCAUCCCAGAUUAGUUGCCCUGGGUUCUAGGCACUCUGCCUCUGGGAGAGAGACAGGGAAAGAGGGAUGGGAAUAGGGACCCAUUGUGUUUUAACCUGUACAGAGUAUUUGGCUUUCUGUUGUCCACAUACGUGUGUGUGUGCGUGUGUGUGUGUGUGUGUGUGUGUGUGUAUCUUCCCCCCCAUCAACUGGUACCAUUUUUAA